Messenger RNA from Vigna radiata var. radiata (mung bean), 544 nucleotides. RefSeq names its product hydrophobic protein RCI2B. Lineage: Eukaryota; Viridiplantae; Streptophyta; Magnoliopsida; Fabales; Fabaceae. Bases 98 to 271 code for a protein of 57 amino acids. Gene Ontology annotation, cellular component: membrane. The record is from RefSeq and is a predicted model, not a curated record. The transcript is spliced from 3 exons.
UCGUCUCAACUUACAAAUUAGGCAGUUAAAGGUUUUCAGUGUUUCGUUCUAAUCACAAAGAAAAGCUUCCUAAGUUAAGGAAAUCCAGAGAGCAAAAAUGGCAGGUGACGGUACAGCUACAUGCAUAGACAUCCUUCUUGCUAUCAUCUUGCCUCCUCUUGGAGUCUUUCUCAAAUAUGGCUGCAAGGUGGAGUUCUGGAUUUGUUUGGUGCUAACCCUUUUUGGUUAUAUACCUGGAAUUAUCUAUGCUGUCUAUGCCAUCACCAAGUGAUCAUACUUUAACUUUUGAAGACAAUAAACAAAUGUUAUGAGCGUUUCUGUCAUUCAACUCACAUAUUAGUGUUUCUUUACUACAUCAUUGUCAAUGUCAUCAUUUUUUUUAUGCUCUGUUUCUAAAUUUCCUUUGUUUUUAGCUUAAGCGAGAGUGGAGUGUGUAGCUUGUAUGUAGUCUCUAGUGUUAAUCGAUUUGAAAUACACAAUUUGAUUUGUAUCAACGGUCUUGUUCAAGUAUGUAAUGUAAAUUGUGCUAUUCUUGACUUUCAAA